Panicum hallii is the source of this 1238-nucleotide messenger RNA. RefSeq lists its product as uncharacterized. The record is from RefSeq and is a predicted model, not a curated record. Bases 275 to 907 code for a protein of 210 amino acids. The transcript is spliced from 3 exons. NCBI's taxonomy places the organism in Eukaryota, Viridiplantae, Streptophyta, Magnoliopsida, Poales, Poaceae.
ACUGGAGCGCAGGAGGAGCUUGUUUGUUUUUGCAAACCUACGUACACACGCAGCCUCCAGCUGCCAUUAAUUCAUUGCAAGCUUAGCGCAGCGGUGGUAGUGUAGCAGAGGAGGGAGGAGCAGAGCAGAGCAGGCGCUCUGUGGGAGCUGGGUCGAUAGAGAUAGCUCCGGGCUGCUGCCGGUCAUCUCGGUCGGUUUCGUUCGUCGGCGACGGCUUAAGCCGCGAGCUUGGGGACCCGGUCGAGCGCGUGCCUGGCCGAACACCAGAGGGAGGAUGGUGAACACGGCGGUGAGCCUCGGCGGCGGCAGGGCGGGCGGUGUGCUGCCUCUGGCGUCGCUGAACCACAUCAGCAUCGUGUGCCGGUCGGUGGAGGAGUCGCUGCGCUUCUACACCGACGUGCUGGGCUUCGUCCCCAUCCGCCGCCCGGGAUCCUUUGACUUCGACGGCGCAUGGUUGUUCAAUUACGGGAUCGGCAUCCACCUUCUGCAGUCGGAGGACCCCGGCAGCCUGCCGGAGAAGAGGGAGAUCAACCCCAAGGACAACCACAUCUCCUUCCAGUGCGAGAGCAUGACGGCGGUGGAGCGGCGGCUCAAGGAGCUGGGCAUCCCGUACGUGCAGCGGUGCGUGGAGGAGGGCGGCAUCAACGUCGACCAGAUCUUCUUCCACGACCCCGACGGCUUCAUGAUCGAGAUCUGCAACUGCGACAACCUCCCCGUCAUCCCGCUCGCCGGCGCGCCCGUCCUGGGGGCCUGCAAGCGCGUCGCCGCCGCCGUCAAGCAGCAGCACCAGCAGCAGCAGGGCGGCGCGGUGCCCCCCGCUCCGGCGGCUGCCGCGCAGUGCGUGCCGUCAGCCGCGGCGGCGCAGGCCAUCCGCGUCGGCGAGGAGGCGCACAUCUCGUGCGCGUGAGCAGCUAGCCAUGGCGUGCGCGACUGCGUGGUCAUGUCGUUGGCGUUGAUGCGUUGGAGCCGUACGUGCGCCGCCGUCGAUCGCGGUGACGAGGCGGGCGCGAGGCGCCCGAGUGCGGCUGGCGUCGUCGUCUGUACUCUGUAUAUGCAUCGAGUGUGGUAGGGUGGUAUGUAAGAGUAAAAGCUCCCCUUCUAAGUGAAGAAUAAACUAAGGCAGGAAGAUUUCUUCUUCAUUUGUCCUCAAUCUUUACUCAGUGCUGUUAUUUUUUCUAUUACCCGGAGAGCUAUACCGCGCCCAUCUUAAAAGCAUCUCCAGCAAGUCUCGUACUCUA